GGGAGAAGUCUGAAAGGAGGAGGAGGUGGUGGAGGUCAUGGUGGUGGUGGUGGUGGAGGACAUGGUGGUGGCGGUGGAGGACGAGGUGGAAGCGGCAGUGGUAGUAGAGGUUUUAGUGGUGGAAAGGGAGGCUAUGGUGGAAAAGGAGGCUAUGGAGGUAGAUAUGAAGGCCCUGGAUAUGGAAACACUAUAGGAGCAACUCGUGGAUAUUAUGGAACGCCUUAUUAUGGAAGAUACGGACCAUACUAUUACCCAGUAUAUUACCCGUACGGUGGGUAUUAUGUUGGAGAUAGUACUCCGAGCAGUAAUGAUGAUUGUGGUUGCUGUUGUACAAAACAUACUGUGACUGUUGUUUUGACAAUGAUGCUUGCAUUUACAGCAAUGAGUCCUGGAACUCAAAUGGGAUGUCGACUUUAUCCCGAUCUUGGUAUUUAUUCUCUUCCAAAUUGCGUGGUAGACACAAGUUCAAACUCGACUGGACCACCACUGUACAAUUGUAAAUUCUCUGCAGCAUAUAGAGUCCAUUCUAAAGCAUUUCAUAAACAAAUGAAGAAGGGUCCAUUCCAACUUUUAUGUCCUAUUGGGAAGGAUGGAGGAACUGAAGUCUUGGCAGAAUCCAAUGCAACUUGUAAUGUUGAUGAGAAGCGUUUAUGUCAUCUUAUGUUCAACAAAACGAAUGGAGGAAAAAACUAAAAAAAUUUUUGUU
Molecule: messenger RNA, 706 nt
Organism: Meloidogyne enterolobii
Lineage: Eukaryota; Metazoa; Nematoda; Chromadorea; Rhabditida; Meloidogynidae
Source: the annotation of a GenBank genome assembly